Messenger RNA from Echinostoma caproni, 660 nucleotides. The record is from the annotation of a GenBank genome assembly. Lineage: Eukaryota; Metazoa; Platyhelminthes; Trematoda; Plagiorchiida; Echinostomatidae.
UUCACCAAUUUUUUUGCUUCAAUAGCUGUUGAUGCUGGCCGCAUUGCGAUAGCCGCCGGCGCUGCUCUCGGUUUAGGCGGCUUGUGUUACUACGGUCUGUCAAUGUCACCAGCAUCCACUCACGCGGAUGCUAUGUCUGUUUUUGAUCGGGCUUCAAUUUGGGAAGAUUAUGUACGUCAGCGAAUUAAAGCCACAUACGCUUACUUGGCCGGUGGCGCUGCCAUUGCUGCUGGCACCGCAGCGGCAUUAUCCCGUUCACCUGCGUUUUGUCGUCUUAUGGCUGGAUCUGGAUGGAUGGCCCCAAUUGGAAUGUUGGUCGUCAGUAUGGACCUUGAAUCUACAAACAGAAGCGCUAAACACUUGGCUUGGGCCUUGUUUUCGGCCAGUAUUGGUGGUAUGCUGAUGCCGGUGUGUCUACUUGGCGGUCCCCUUCUCACCCGAGCGGCCGUGUACACUGGUGGAAUUGUGGGCGGCCUGUCAAUUGUGGCUGCCUCUGCCCCUUCGGAUCGUUUUCUAAAAUGGGGUGGCCCGUUGGCUAUCGGCUUGGGAGUUGUAGUUGUUUCUUCGUUGGGUAAGUAUUCUAUGAAAUUUGGCGGAAUUGGGAGCGUGUUGAAUGACAAAGUGUCAGUUCUGCAUGCAAUGGGUGGUCCGGAUCUGUGA